Ochlerotatus camptorhynchus is the source of this 2610-nucleotide messenger RNA. Its product is annotated as E3 ubiquitin-protein ligase RNF25. The transcript has 4 exons. Gene Ontology annotation, biological process: protein ubiquitination. Bases 376 to 1587 code for a protein of 403 amino acids. The record is from RefSeq and is a predicted model, not a curated record. Gene Ontology annotation, molecular function: protein binding; ubiquitin protein ligase activity. Gene Ontology annotation, cellular component: nucleus. Lineage: Eukaryota; Metazoa; Arthropoda; Insecta; Diptera; Culicidae.
UUGUUUUUCUUUCUGUCCGUUUCCUGCGCCUCCUCAGUUCUUAUCGAACGAAUUUUGAAGUUUCCCUGGCCAUCGAUCCGUUUUGGGCAUUGACUCCGCGUUUCCCUCUAUCCUCACAUCGUCCCGUCUUGUGACUGGCCUGCGAAAAGUGUUUUCAUUCACAAGCAACAGCAGCGUACAGCCGAGAGCGCAUAUCAAAGGCAGAUUGUGAACAAACGUGCAUCGCAGGAAAAGGCUAGUGUCGGAAAAUUGAUUUUUUCCUCACGGUUUUUGUGAGCAGGGGAAGAGUUUUUCGUCGUGUGAAAAUUGGUGUUUAACGACCAAGCGAAACGGAUUUUGGAAAUAGUUUUACGAGACUGUUGGCAGGAGUAGAAAAUGGAUGCGUUAAUGGACGAAGUGGAAUCGUUGGAGGCGAUUCUGAUGGAGGAUGUUGCUAUUACUCGGAACAGUGGUGGCAUUCCGGAGAUGAUAGAAACAACCGUGUUUCCCACGGUAGGCGAAGAGGUAGACAGUCAGUAUGUGUGCAUCACGCUGCAGGUACUUCCAGGACCGGGGUAUCCGGAUGUGAAACCGAGUAUAAAAUUGAAAAAUCCUCGCGGGCUGGAUGAUCACAUAAUCAACAGCAUCGAUGCAGCGGUGAAGCAAAAGCUGGACGAAUCCGUGGGGCAACCGGUGGUGUUCGAUUUGAUCGAUCUCAUUCGGGAACAGUUGACGGAAAGCAAUUUGCCAUCGGGGCAGUGUGUUAUUUGUCUGUACGGAUUCCAGGACGGGGAUGCCUUUACGAAAACCAUGUGCUAUCACUAUCUGCACAGUCACUGUUUGGCGUGCCAUUUGAAUGCUUCGAAGCGAAACUACGACGAGGAGUUGGCAAAAAUGCCGGUUUGGAAGCAGAAGGAAUCCAAACCAUAUCAGGCCCUGUGUCCGGUUUGUAGGGAACCGAUCGAGGUGGACGUUGAGCCUUUGACAAAAUGUAGACCGCCGAGAGAGCUGGCAAGUGCUCCCAAGUUUCGUUUGACCGACGAGCUCAAAUCGCUGCAGGCACAAAUGAAUCGGCUCUAUUUGCAUCAGAAGAGUCGUGGUGGGAUUAUAGAUUUGGACGCGGAGGAAGGCAAUGUAAUUGCAAUCGAAACGGAGAAUGCCAACAGUGAGUCAUCGAAAAGCACAAACGAAACCUCGCAGGAUGGCACUGCAUCUGAGCACCCACCGGUGCAACAGCUGCAGAAGCAGAACAAUGCAUCGUCGAUGAGUAGUUCCACACAGCACGAUCGCGGAAACACUUCGCGACAUUCCGGGGCAGGCCCCGGAGGCAGUCGAGGUUUUCAAGGAAACCGCUUAAAUCGGCCUCAAAAUGGACCUCCCGGCGCUUCAGCAGACGCCGAUGCGGCCCAGUCUCAGCAGCACAAUUCUCAUCACCACUAUCGCGGAGGAGGUGGUCAUCGUCACCGUCGUGGCGGUCAUCACCAUCAUCACCAUCACCACGGAGGUCGCCACGAGCGUGGUGCGGCCGGCUCCGGAAGUGGUAACAGCUCCGCCGGUCCCGCUGGCCAGAAGAACUUAAACAAUCCUUGCGCAUCCGGUGCUAGGUGACAAUUGUUGCCCCCGGAACUGGAACAGUGGAGCAGAGCUCUGGAAGCACUGGAGUUGAAGCAACAGCACCAGAAUCCACAUCAGAUGCUCCUCGAUAAACCAGCAAGAACAGCAGCAAAUUUCGAUCAACAUAAUCAGCGCCGCCACGAUCGAACCUCCGCAGUACUGCUGGAUGACACUUCAACCCGGCGGCAACGGUUGCUGAUAUAACAUUUGGCCCAAGGUAAGCUCGUACAACUUUCGCACGAUAUCGAUAUCGCUAAAUAUUCAGCCACCCGGUCAAACACUUUAUCCACUAGUAGCACUUGUACCCGGAAAACCAGUGACGAAGAUCAAGAUAUUCGUAGUCCUAGAUGUAAUAGCCAAUCAAAUUGUAUAACUCUUACUCAAAACCAACAACCACGUAAACGCAUACGACUGAUUAGAAUAUCAUCCCUUUGUCCGAGCGUGCCAAUGACGGUGGCGGCGGUCAACAGCAAGAUACUGAUGCUGUUGUUGUUGGCACUGCUGGACGUUUUAAUAAGUUUUGUACGAACCUCCUGUCAUCGGGCUGUCGCCGCCCUCGCGGUGCAAGUCCCGUUCAAUAUAUUCAAUUAUCGGCACUCGAGUCGAUCGUCUAGUGCUGCAAUAACUACUACUAUUACAACUACUACUACACUGAUUUGUGAUAUUUUGUAACGGCGUUUUUUUUUUGUCGGUAGUGCAGUGGGCAUUUUCAAUGCGUGAGCUUGUAGAAUGCGUUACAGAACAGAUGAAAAAUUGUUAGGAUAGUGUGUUAUCAAAACGAAAAGAUUAGUACUCGAGAUUGCAUCAACUGUGUGUUGGUUUAUUUCUAUCUAAAAGACUUCUGCCGCAGGUCGUUUAAGCUACUGAAUUAACCCUUGAAUACUUCAGCACUUUCCCCUAGAAAACCUAUAAAUAUAACUAUUUGAAAAUAUCCCAAAAUUUCAAAUUUAUUUCAAAUUUAACUAAAAUUCUUAAUCUUUUUCAGUUUAGGUUCUCAGGGUGGCUAGCAAACCGGGA